Gryllus bimaculatus (two-spotted cricket) is the source of this 4038-nucleotide messenger RNA. Lineage: Eukaryota; Metazoa; Arthropoda; Insecta; Orthoptera; Gryllidae. The record is from the annotation of a GenBank genome assembly.
AUUUCAUCUCCCCACAUUUCCUUCAUGCUAUUACGUUACGAGGUAAAUUAAAUGUGGGCAGUUGUGAGGCUGUUGGAACAAAGAAAUUGAUACCUCCUUAGGCACAGAUUGUAUAAUGACUUUGCAGGGUCAUUCUCAAGAGGCUCCAAAUGGGUUCAGAGAGUACUUAUUCCAUUCUAAAAUGACUGAAUGUGACGUAGACCUUGCUUUUGAUGAGCAAUAAGUCAUGUGGAUGCAUAAUAGAUUGUCUUGAUCUGCAUUUGGGUAAACUUGCUAAUUUAGGGAUCAGACAAAAAAGUUAUUUUAAGAAAUGUAUUAAAACAUGUGAAAUUAAGACCUCAUUGAAAAUAAUUUUUUCUGUCCUUUCACAUGAGCCACACUCUUUCAUCUCAUUGUGUCAUUCAUAAUUUUUGAGGAUAAGAGAAAUUAACUGAGUAGGAUGUGAGAUACCCUUGGCAGAGGACAGCCUAAGAGUGGACUAGUGUCUCAAUGAACACAUGACUGGCUCACCAUCCAGCAGCUUUCCCUCAGUGUCUGUCCCAGAAAGUUCCAGCCAUGAAUAUUGCAAUAUUUGCCUUUGCUUUUUAUUGUAUAAGUGCAUUUGCCCUACCUAUGCAAAAACAGAUUCAAAGAAGUGGGGCAUCUGCAGGAUGCAUUUCAAAAUAUUAUAAUAAAGAUCUGGGCCCAUUAGAAAUAUUAAUGAUGCCACUGGGAGAAAAAUUGUGGUUACGUGCAUGGUUAGGAAUGCACAUGUCUAAUCUUCUGCACAUGGAAGGAGUGGAUUUGGCUGAAGUUACUCAAACUGAAACAGAUAGAUAUAAAAGAAGCAUUCCACAAAUGCCUGAUACAGAAAAUGAAAGCAAAACAAGAAAAAAUGCACUUGAAUAUAUAGCACCCUACAGUUAUCAUUUGACAUUUAUGCCUAAAGUAGAAGAAGCCACAUUUCAUGGCAUUCUGCAGAUUAAUAUUACUUGCUUACAUCCAACUAAUAGUAUUGUUUUACAUGCAGAUAGCAAUAUGAAAUUGGAUGAAUUAACUAUAAAACGAUUAAGCUCUGUUAAUGUUAGUGACCGUGAUCCAUUUCAUAAUGAACAUGAGCGCCGUGCACAAGAACAUUUGGAAAUUUCAAAAAUAGUUUGGACAGAGAUAUUGUCAAAUUGUGAAAUAUUUUUGCAAGACUCUCUGGUAAAAAGUGCCCAGUAUCAAAUAGAUAUUAAAUACCAUUCUCCAAUAAUAAAAGAGAAUGAAGGUAUUAUUUUCCAUCGAUACUCUCCUGAUGAUCCGGAGAAAAGAAGUUGGUUUUUAGGCACCAAUCUGAAACAUGGCAAUGUUAUCAAAAUAUUUCCCUGUUUUCAUACUUCAAAAUAUAAAGCAACUUUUAAAAUUAAAGUCAUACAUCCAGCAGGCAUGGCAGCGAUAUCCUCCAGUCCUCUUCUAAUACUCGAACAAAUGUCCGAAAUGCCAGGCUGGGUGCGAAGUCAUUUUAAAGUUACUCCACCAAUGGAUCCUAGCUCUUUAUCCAUUUUCAUCUUAAACUCGUUUCAUUUUGAUCAAGUUUCUGCAACAACAGAUGGUGGAAUAAUAAUACAAGGAUUUAUACGAGGAUUUAGUACACCUGUUGUACAAGACACUAUUGAAUAUAUGACAGCUGCUGUACCUUUCUUAGAACAACGCCUUGGCGUAUCAUUUCCUGCUCCGCAACUUAAUGUUAUAUUCUUGCCAAAUAUGACUCAUACUGCAGUGGAUUUCUGGGGCAUGAUUCUUGCUGGAACUGAGGUAACUCCUGUAGGCAUGUUGGUUUAUUUACUGAAGCAGUGGUUUGGACAUUUUGUGACUGCUGAAAACAUUAAUGAAGAGUAUGUGACUACAAGUUUAGCUCACUAUUAUUCAUAUUUUUGUUCCCUUGAUUUGCAAGAGAGCUGUGAGGCUGGAAGAAAUCACAUGUUUGCAUCUCAAGCUGAUUUUGUUUCAUUAUUGGAUGUAAAGGAUAGAAUGACUGCUCAGGAAUUUAGAGAUCAAAAGAUGGUUUUAUUUUUACGCAUGCUGAACUUUUCUUUGAGUGAACAAUCUUUUCAAAGAGGCAUACAGGUAUUUUUGAAAUACAGAUCUUACAGCACAUUUGUUGAAGAGGAUUUAUGGGAUGCAUUAGAUAUUCAAGCCUGGUCAGAUGGGACUCUAGAUCGUACAAUAUCAACAAAAGAUAUAUCUGUGGUAUGGUUAUCACAAGAUGUGUUACCUCUUGUGACAAUUAGUACAGACAUUGAAAACAAAACUCUUAGAAUUGAACAGGAAGUAUUUGUGAGACAUUGGCCAUACACAAUAAGAGGACAUAAAAAUAUAAUGUGGCAAAUUCCAAUUCCAUUCACAACGCAAAAUAAUCUGAUGGAUGGUAAACCAGGAUCCCUUUAUUGGUUGAAAGAGAAACAAAAUGUAAUAGAGGAGGAUGUGGAUGCUUUUGGUGAUUACUUCAUUGGAAACUACAACAACAUUGGCAUGUAUAUUGUGAGCUAUGAUGAAUCAAACUGGAAAGCUCUGAGUGAAAGUUUACUUCAUGAUGGAGAAAUCCAACAUUUUGCAAUACCUGCUAAAACAAGAGCAAAUCUUCUAAGAAAUGCUUGGUAUCUGGCUGUAUCCGGACAUCUUGAUUUUAAAUUGGCUUUAAAUAUGACUUUGUUUCUGAAAUAUGAGAAUGAUCCAUCUGUAUGGAAAACUUUUGCAGAAGUAUAUUUUAUGGUUGCAUGGAAAUUAAUUGGUACUGGUGUAGAAAUAAAAUAUGAUCGAUUCAUUGGAGAUCUAUUAAUUCCAAUAUAUGAGAAAGCUAAACAAAAUAUAAGUCGAAAUGCAAAGGAAAUACAAGCUCUUGCCUAUUAUGUGCUGUGUAAGGCAGGGUAUGAACCAGCAAUGGUUGAUGCUAGAUUGGAAUUUGACCAAUGGCUAAAAGCCCAUCAAGAGAUCAAUCAUGGGGUAGUAGGUGGAGUUUUACGGUGGAUUGAAGAAGACUGGGAACGAGGAUUAGAGCAUGUUCUCCAUUUAUUAGAAGAGAGAAAAUUGCCGAAAGUUCGAUCAUUCCUUCUUUCACAGUUAGCUGGAAGUCCACAUCAAGAAAAAACAGAAAGGUUGCUGUCAGUUCUCUUGACUGAUCCCAAUCGUGUAUUUUCAAAAGCAGAAAUUAUGAAUGUACUACCAGCAGUGUCCAGCUGCAGAACUUUCCUUGAAUUCCUAACAUCUGAAUGGGAAGCAAUCAAAGAGAGGUAUGCAAGUGAGCCAAAUAUGUGGCAGUAUAUUUUGGAACAGGCAGCCACAAAAUGCAAAACUCCUGAUGGAGUUGAAAGAAUUGAAGAAUUUUACAAGACUCAUCAGAAUGAUUUGGGAAUAUCUGGAAAUUCACUCAAGCAUGAUAUUGAAAUUGCUAGGCGUAAAAUGGAGGUAGUGUACUAUCAAAUACCAGAAUUUGAAGAGGAUCAUUUAUCUCAAGAGGUUGAUCUGUGCAAAAGGCAGAUGAAAACACUUAUGCCGUACCUGAAGAAGAAAAUGCUCGCUCUGAAAAUGCCUGAGAUCAAGAGAGAAGUUGAGCAUAAAUGGCAUCGCCUUGAAAAUGUGUUAGAUUUUAAGGACCACAUCAUUCAAGAAAUUCUGGAAAAAAUCGACCAGAAGAAUGAUAUUGGAUUCAUGAUUUUCCAAGAACGAGUCCAAUCUAUUGAUGAAAUGUUGGGUGAGGUCUCCAAAGCCACGAUGUUGAAAGGAAUGUUAAAAUUGCAAGUUAAAACUUUUAAAGAGAACAAUACAAUGCUGGUCUCCUCGAUAGUGAAGAAACCGAGCGGUGGACUUGCAACUGAUUACGUGAUUCGGUCACCAAUUAGGAAAUCAGAAACUUACAAAUUAGUACAAGUUGAGGGACGUCCUAAAGAGAUAAUCUAUGAUACCCAUUUGACCAAAAAUUUUAAAGAUAUAAGAGAAAUUGCAGUUAGUUCUCCAAUAUAUGUUCAAAAAGAUAGUCGAUUUAUUGUUAGAGCAGAAUUUAUUGUGAAAAUAAAACAU